Molecule: messenger RNA, 2079 nt
Organism: Diospyros lotus (date-plum)
Lineage: Eukaryota; Viridiplantae; Streptophyta; Magnoliopsida; Ericales; Ebenaceae
Exons: 13
Coding region: 156-1205 (349 amino acids)
Biological process (GO): protein demethylation
Molecular function (GO): protein methylesterase activity
Source: RefSeq, a predicted model, not a curated record
GGCCAGAUAGGCAGGGCGAGGAUGACGUGGAACCAGGGCAAGCAUUUCAGAGAAAAACGCAAAUCGAGGGGACAACGCGACCGAGCAAGAGGCGGAAGAGAGCGAUCGAUCAAAUCAUCAAAAUCGAAUUGAAGUAAUCUGCAGAUAAUCGAGAGAUGGAUUCGUCGCCGAACGCCUCUGACCUGAGCUCCCUCCCCGAAGAGAGCUCCGAAGAAGAACAGCAACCCAAGCGGAGCACUGCCCCUUCUGCAUUUUCUUCCAAACCUCAUCGUCCUCCUGUUCAGGCUUCUUCACAAAAAUACUCACCUUUGGAUUGGCUGGCCUAUUUUGACGAAGAGGAGGACAUUCAAAUUCCAGAUUCAAAUGAUGUCUUUCAUAUAUAUAAGGCAGGAUCAAAUGGACCGGUUGCGUUUUGUCUGCAUGGAGGUGGUUAUUCAGGGCUUUCAUUUGCACUGGCAGCAGGUAAAAUUAAGGAGAAAGCCAGGGUUGUGGCAAUGGAUCUAAGAGGACACGGGAAGUCAUCCACAGAAAAUGAAUUAGACCUGUCAAUAGAGACUUUAUGCAAUGAUGUAAUUGCUGUUUUGAAGACAAUGUAUGGAGAUUCUCCUCCUGCAAUUGUGCUAGUUGGCCACAGCAUGGGAGGCUCAGUUGCAGUUCAUGUUGCUGCAAAGAAAGCAGUUUCUAGCUUGUGUGGGAUGAUUGUUGUGGAUGUUGUUGAGGGAACAGCAAUGUCAUCAUUGGUCCACAUGCAGAAAAUUCUAUCAAACAGAAUGCAGUAUUUUUCAACCAUAGAGAAAGCUAUUGAGUGGAGCGUCAAAGGAGGUUCUUUAAGAAACAUCGAGUCUGCUCGUGUAUCUAUCCCUAGUACAUUGAAAUAUGAUGAUUCAAAAAAGUGUUAUGUUCACCGUGCUCGGCUGGAAAAAACAGAAGAAUUUUGGAGGGGCUGGUAUGAAGGCAUUUCAGAAAAGUUUCUUGCAUGUCCUGCUCCAAAGCUCUUGCUAUUAGCUGGAACAGACAGGCUGGACAGAGCUCUCACAAUUGGUCAAAUGCAAGGCAAGUUUCAAAUGGUAGUUGUCAGACAUACUGGGCAUGCCAUACAGGAGGAUGUACCUGAUGAAUUUGCUACUCUCGUAGUCAAUUUUAUAUCUCGCAAUCAGAUUGGAUCCCGUGGCAUUGAGAUACCGGGGAUCCGUCGAGCAUCAUAACUGCAAUCCUGAAUACAAGCCCAAACCAUGGCAAUUAGUUGACAGCUUUUUACUUAGCAUCUCUCUCUCUCUCUCUCUCUCUCUCUCUCUCGACAUUUAAUUUGGUCGUUUGACAAAUAUGCUUUUGGAAUUGAUGUUUUUGCUAGGUUUCAGUAGAUGUAUUAUGUGGCAUUCUAACCUUUUCCACUCGGAUAUGAGAUUUGGACCCCUUGUUGACUAAUAUCUGUUCGGAUACUUGAAAUUACAACUCGGGGCAAAAGUUUACGCUCAGCAAGGUCUUGUACCCUGAAACUGGCAAGAGACCUUUGUUGCCCUAGGUCCUCACCGUACGAGUGCAACUAAUUAAAGGUCUCUGUGAUCUAGAUUUCAGCUUUAAGAAAAAAAUACAUGCUCCGAGCAAUUAAACUAUUACUGCGCGAGCUUUUACUUGUCUAAUAUAUAACUACAUCCCAAAAUUCUAGCAACACCCAUUGCCCAAAUAAUUUCUCUAGCUUCUUGGUACGGAUAAACCCUAAAAUAGGGAUACCUUAUUGCACAAAUAAUUUCUUCUGGUUUACCUUUUCAUUGAACUAAAAAUGCCCUGAUGGCAUAGCGAGACAAGUUGUAACACCAGAAUGUAAAUCCACAAAUUGCAGUACGGAUAUAAAUGUUUCUCAUCAGGCCAAUCUUGAGUGGAUUAACCAUAGAAGUAUCUAGCAGUAUCAUCAGCAAGAAUCAACUUCACACGACACGCGAAUGUAGGCCAAAACUUUAAAAGGAAACCAAAUGAAACGUUAUUGUUUCACAUGAUAACGUUUAAAUAUUCAAAUGUGGCUAAUUGGAUUGGAUGUUGUCUUUGUGCCUAAGGCACUACCUCUUCCUAAUGAGGCAAUUU